Molecule: messenger RNA, 4040 nt
Organism: Musca domestica (house fly)
Lineage: Eukaryota; Metazoa; Arthropoda; Insecta; Diptera; Muscidae
Product: ubiquitin-protein ligase E3A
Exons: 8
Coding region: 250-3588 (1112 amino acids)
Biological process (GO): protein polyubiquitination
Molecular function (GO): ubiquitin protein ligase activity
Source: RefSeq, a predicted model, not a curated record
AUGCACUCUCUUGCUCUCUUUGACAGGAUGAUUUGAUUUUUUUCUUGGCAGUUUGACAUUCUUCCUUUUUUUCCAAAAUAAGGAAAUUACUGUGAGAAAUUCAGCAUAUAUAUCGCCAGAAAUCCAAUAGAGAUCCACUAAAUCCAUUGGACUAAAGGUCAAAAAGUUAAAAUUCAUUCGACCAAAGUUAAGAAAACCGAUAUUUGCUAUAAAAGGCAAAGAAAUUAACAACAACAAAAAGGAAAACAUAUGAACCCUGCAGACGAGAAUAAAUUAAAGUUGCCAAGAGCAGCAGCAGCAGCAGCAGGAACUGUGGGCGACGACGAAAACAACGGUCAGAUAAUAGAACAACAAGACCAUCCAAUGUCAGAUGACGAGGAAGCUGUUAGUGUGCCACAAGAUUUGUCUGUGACAGGACAACAAAGACCCACAAUAACAACACAAAAUCAAGUCGAACAGCAAACACCUCCAGCCAGAACAUCAGCAGCAUCAUCGACAACAAAUACCUCACCCACACCACCGGACAUGAAAAGAUCAGCGGUUAAGGAGUUAAUUGAACGUUAUUUUUAUCAGCUGCAAAGGGGUUGUGGCAAUCCCAAAUGUUCCAAUGUCAAUUGUGCCUCCAGUGGUAAGGUGGCUCCCAUGUCACCCAAUGAAAUUGCCGCAAAAGCAAUUUCUCUUUUCUCCCAGGAUGCACCUCUAUGUGAUAACUAUGCCCAGCAACAGCCCAAAGUGCCCAGGACAGGUCCCCAACAUGACUCACCCUCCAGUUCACGUUCUGCCAAUGCUGUUGACAUGGAUUGUUCCGGUGGCCAAGACGCAGCCAGCACCAGUGGUAGCAGCAGCAGUAGCAGUUCAAACAGUACCAUAACAUCGGGAUCAUCAUCGUCAUCGGCCUCCAGUUCGACCGGUAGUAGUAAUACCAACAUUUCCAGCUGUGCCACAGAAGAGCUGCCGCUCUUAGAAGCCCUGGGCGAAGUAGAGGCUCCAAAUACAGCGGCAACCGGCAAAGCCAAGUCCGCAAGUCCACCCGCCACACCCACCCUAGAGAAUGUGGAAUAUUUAAAUGAGCAAAUACUCGAUGAACUGAUAGAAGAGUGUACAAAAUACAAUUCCUAUGAUCGUCUAAUACAUGCCAUCAACGAGGUCUAUUGUUCGGUCAAGAAACUCAGUAGAAGCUUUAAACGUCCACCCCUGGUGAAAUUGGCCUCCAGCACAGCUAAUGCCUCCAAGCUGCAGGAGAUAUUGGGUAAAUCACCACAAGAACUGAAAAAAGAAGAUCUACGUACACUGGAGGGUGAACACGACAAGGAUGAGGAUAGUACAUGCAUUGAUGCCGACGAUGACGAAGACGACGAGCAUGGCGCUGCAGCUAAUCCAGAAUCUAUGAAUGAUAUUAGACCGGAAUCGGGUUCUUCCAAUUCCAUGGAUAUUGGUAUGGAGCAAACGUCUUCGAACAAUACAGAUGCUGCCACAUCUGCUGAGGGCGCUGGUGCUGGUGGUGGUGGUGGUGAUCGUAUUGAACCCAUGGAUGAAGAUGAUGGCUCUGUGGACCUGGAUGACAUUGUUGUUAUGACACAAAGUUGUGAUACUCAGGUGGAUUUGGAAAGUUUGCGCCGUGUUAAAAAGAAACUCUAUGGACUGAAUAACAAUGCUGUGGGCGAGGCAUUGAAUAAUAAUAUCAUUAUUUUGGCGGAGAGCAUAAAAUAUGGACGUUUCUAUGAUUGGGAGAAGAUAUUGCAUUGUUUUGUUAUAUGCUUUGAUAUGGCAACGACAACCUCAAACCGUUAUGCCGAUUUGGAAUAUCUGGAAAGAAGUAUGCCAAAAUUGUGUCAAGCUGCGCAGACCAUGCCCUUCAAGGCGCAGGCACGUUUAGCACGCAUUUGGUCGGUACACUGCAAGGAUCAGCUGCAAUCAUUCGUGCAAUGUUGUCAACAAUUGAUUACCCUGCAAGUUAUUAUGGAUGAGGAUACGGUGCAGGAGAACAGUGAUGUCAUAGCGGUAACCAAAGUUUUAAAGAUAGCCUUUUAUGCCAGUCUAUUGGCGGGAGAGAUUGAUACCUACAGUAGAUCAAAUAGGGAUACUACCACCAAGGAAUCAUCUGAAGAUCCCGAUGCUGCCUCUGGGUCGGCUGGCGGCAGUGCUGCAAACAACUACGACGAUGGCAUGUUUGUCUAUUUUCCCUACUAUUCAUUUUGUGAAGAUGACUUGGAAAAGGAAUUGGGUAUAUCCUGCAUGGAUUGUAGAAUCCCGCUGGUGCCGCUUGAAGAAUUCUACAAUGAGCCAUUGAGUGAUGCCAUACAAAUGGAUCGGGAUUAUCUGUCAUAUAAGAAUUUAUCAUUGGAUCUAGCUGGCGAAGGCAAUCAUUUUUCCUUUAUGUUGUAUUCGUUUAUUUUAACCCCUGCCACCAAAGUCAUUGCCCUGUACUAUGACAGUCGCAUACGCAUGUACAGUGAAAGGAAUUCGUCGUUGUAUUCAUUGUUCAACUAUUUGGGUGAUGGCAAUGAUGUCCUGCGUCCAGAUUUGAAGCUGAAAGUGAGACGUGAUAAUAUUGUUAAUGAUGCUUUAAUAGGGUUGGAACUGGUGGCCAUGAGUAGUCCCAAAGACCUGAAAAAACAAUUGGUGGUGGAAUUUGUGGGCGAACAGGGCAUUGAUGAGGGCGGUGUAUCCAAAGAAUUCUUUCAAUUAAUUGUGGAGGAGAUUUUCAAUCCCGAUUUUGGCAUGUUUGUCCAUCAGGAAGAAACCAAUACCAUGUGGUUCAAUCCCUCACCCUUUGAAAAUGGUGCCCAAUUUGCCCUGAUCGGCAUUAUCAUUGGCUUAGCUAUUUACAAUAACAUUAUUUUGGCUGUGAACUUUCCCAUGGUGGUCUAUCGCAAGCUAAUGGGUGGCCGUGGCUCAUUUUAUGAUCUAAAAGAUUGGAAUCCAACCCUGUAUCGUAGUCUUAAAUCCAUGUUGGACUAUCAGGAAAACGACAUGGAGGAAGUCUUUAUGCAAACCUUUAAGAUUAGCUAUAAAAAUGUGUUCGAUGAAGUGGUGGAACAUGAGCUGAAACCUGGCGGUGGUGAUGUUGCUGUGGGUCAACACAACAAAAAGGAAUUUGUGGAUUUGUAUAGUGAUUUUUUGCUCAACACCAAUAUAGAGAAACAAUUCAAGGCCUUCAAGAAGGGCUUCGACAUGGUCACCGAUGAAUCACCGCUGCAAUUGCUGUUUAGGCCAGAAGAAAUUGAGUUACUGGUUUGUGGUAGUAGGAAAUUUGAUUUUGUGGAAUUGGAAAAAUCCACAGAAUACGAAGGUGGCUAUACCAAGGAUACUCAAAUUAUCAAGGAUUUCUGGAGCAUUGUCCACAGUCUACCCGAGGAAUCGAAACGUAAACUUUUGGAAUUUACCACAGGCUCAGAUCGUGUACCCGUGGGUGGCUUGAGCCGUCUCAAGCUGUUGAUAACACGUCAUGGACCCGACAGUGAUCGUCUGCCCACAUCACAUACCUGCUUUAAUGUGCUCUUAUUGCCGGAAUACAGCAGCAAAGAAAAGCUGGAAGAAAGACUUUUAAAGGCCAUUAAUUAUUCCAAAGGUUUUGGCAUGUUGUAGAUAAAGGAAAAGGAAAAUUAUUCAAAAUACAAUACAAUAAUAUCCCCCCAUAAAACCCCCCGGGUAAUCAGCUGAAGCAACCAAGGCCUUUUGAAAACAAAACAAAAAAAUCUCUUAAAGAAAAGUUAAAAUUUCUUUUUAUGAAAAUUUAUUUUGUUUCCUUGUUUGGAAAACGAUGACCACCAACUUUACUUAAUGGCUAAUUAUCAUAGAAUCAUGAAAAGAAAGAUAAAAACCACUUUAUUUCUUUGCCUCCCCCGCAAAAAAACGGAAGAAAGAAUGCUAAGAAAACUCGAAAAAAAACAACAUUUAUUAAAUUAUAAGGAAAAUUUUUGGUCUCCCAAAAACCCUUCCCUCUCUUUUUUUUAUAGGUUACUAACUCAUCGCCUAAUUUAUUUGCAUAUUUAUCCAUAUUACAUAGAUAUAAAGAAAACAUAUUUUUUGGCAUUUUU